AUGCUUCGAUUUAUUACUGAUUUUCAAAAAAAAAGACUCGAAAGAAUUUCAACCGCUAUCACAGAUCAUGAACCUCACAGGAAUCAUCUGUUUCUUCACAAAGUCAAGACCAUCUCGAAACAGUUAUUAUCCAAGGUUUCUAAUUCUUCAUUGAAUCGAAACUUGGACACAAAUAACAGUGCGGGCGAAGCACAAAAUAAUGGAGAAGUUCUUGAUGAUGCUGAGCCAUGGGAGGAGGAGGAAGAAGAAUGGACGUUUAAUGGAUUUCAAGGCUUGCCAAUUGAACUGAGACUUGACAUUUUGGAAUUGUACCUCGAAGAACCACGCAUUACAACAUUGCAUUUCGUCUCAUCUGAUCUUCUACAACAUGACCACAUGUUUGGAAAGCGCUUUCGUCUUACGUGUGGUUCUUUGCCCCCCAUUCUAUGUCUCAAUCAUGAGUAUCGAAACAUAUUUCUUGAUAGGUUCACCAAGCCUGGAAUGACAAGAUCGCAAACAACUUUGAGCCUUGAGGAUGCAUUAAAGAGAAUCGUCAACGAGAAACGCAAUACCCCCUUGCGCGAUUCUUUCAAUGAUGGAUCGCCCAGUGCAUUUCCUAUUUACUCAACACGCACGCACAGAAACAUAAUCUACAACCCUAAAGACAUCAUCUGGAUUCAAGGAGACUUUUGGCUCGACGAACUACGAAGAUCAGCACUUGCUCGCUCAGCUUUCCACAAUUUGAAAUAUCUCGCGAUUCCGUAUAAAACACGACGAAAAUCUCUGUUCGAGCUUGAAGAUAUGCUGAGCUUCCUCAGUUGCAUCGUCUCGACAUUUGUAAAUCUCAAGGGCAUUAUAUUGGUACUAAAAGUCGAAGACGUAGUACCUGAGAGACCAAUUUACAACGGCGAGAUACAAUUUUAUGCUCCAGGAAGAAUUAGAAUGGUUUCAAGUGUUCGCCAUGAUGUCUCUGUUGAAUCCCAAAGAAGUCUUUCGCAACGUUGGAGACAGGCAUUAGGCAAGCCAGUAGCAUCGCCAGAAGUAGAAACCCAUACUGAAUACUGGUCAGCAAGACGAUUGGCAUCAGAUGCAUGGAUGAUACUUGAUUUUAUCAAAUCGCGGGCGAUUGAAGCUGGGAAUCGAGGCUUUCCUGUUACUCCCUGGACAGAUCCAAGCGCGGUCUCAGGAUGGGAAAUACCGUUUAUUCAAGUCGUCACCGCGAGUCUGAGUACAUCCAAAGGUGAAAGAGAUAUAGUGCCUACGAUUAGACUAGAGGAUUGGAAUGAGGAAUAG
Molecule: messenger RNA, 1272 nt
Organism: Botrytis porri
Lineage: Eukaryota; Fungi; Ascomycota; Leotiomycetes; Helotiales; Sclerotiniaceae
Exons: 3
Coding region: 1-1272 (423 amino acids)
Source: RefSeq, a predicted model, not a curated record